AUGAUAGAUGGCACUAUAAUAGUCAAAUCUGUAGCUAUGGUAAUUAUGUUCCUCAUAAUUGUUAUUAUGGGAAAUUUACCUCUAAGGGUAAAAUCAUUUAGGGAAAAUAAAAAGAUUCUUUCAAUUUUUUCAGCAUUUUCUGGAGGUUUGUUCAUAUCAAUAGGCCUGAUUCAUAUCCUUCCUGAAGCAGGAGAAGAUUUUGAAAAAUAUUACAACUCAGUAGAACAUUUCCCAUUUUAAAUGUUUAUAGCUGUUAUUAGUAUUUCAUUUUUACUUUUUAUUGAGAAAAUAAUUGGAGAAUAAUUUACACAUCAUCAUCACCACUAAUACAAUAAUUCAAAUGAUUUAGAGAGCUAAUAACAAGACUAACAAAUUAAUGAAAAUUGUCUUCUUCCUUUUGAAAUAGAAGAUGAUACAAUCAUAUCAAAAUAAAGCCAAAUUAAACAAGUUUUUGAAGAAAUAGAUAUUUCGUUAAGUAAUUAAGAAGAUAAUAAUAAAUCGAAUAUUAUUACACCUUUUGUUCUCUAAAUAGCUUUAGGUAUUCAUGCUACUUUAGAGGGAUUAGCAAUAGGUGUAGAAUAAGAUUUCUCAAAGUGUUUAACUAUCACCCUUGCUAUUUUGGUCCAUAAAUGGGCUGAAGGCUUGGUCUUAGGAUUAGCUUUGAAAUAAUCUAAAAUGAAUAUAAAUAGAGCUACAAUAAUGGUUAUUAUUCAAUCUACAAUGAAUCCUUUAGGAAUAUGCAUAGGGUGGGGACUUAGUGGAAAUGGAUAUCUAAUAAAUGGUAUUCUUAUGAGUAUCAGUGCUGGAACAUUCAUUUACAUAGCUACCUAAGAAAUUAUAGCAUAAGAAUUUAAUAAAAACAGAUACUAAGUAUGUAAAUUCUUUUUCUUUUUAAUUGGAGUUGGGUUUAUUAGUUCCUUAUAUUUUAUUGAAUAAGCUACUAAUAGCUGA
This is a messenger RNA of Tetrahymena thermophila SB210, 951 nucleotides long. Its product is annotated as metal cation transporter, ZIP family protein. Gene Ontology annotation, cellular component: membrane. Gene Ontology annotation, molecular function: zinc ion transmembrane transporter activity. The record is from RefSeq and is a predicted model, not a curated record. The transcript has a single exon. NCBI's taxonomy places the organism in Eukaryota, Ciliophora, Oligohymenophorea, Hymenostomatida, Tetrahymenidae. Gene Ontology annotation, biological process: zinc ion transmembrane transport.